Amaranthus tricolor (Joseph's coat) is the source of this 1450-nucleotide messenger RNA. RefSeq names its product auxin-responsive protein SAUR76. Gene Ontology annotation, biological process: response to auxin. The coding region runs from base 458 to 835 and encodes 125 amino acids. The transcript has a single exon. Lineage: Eukaryota; Viridiplantae; Streptophyta; Magnoliopsida; Caryophyllales; Amaranthaceae. The record is from RefSeq and is a predicted model, not a curated record.
AUUCUAUUGAAUUUGUUAUACUUUUAUUUUUGGCCAGGAUCAAUAUAUACAGAUUUUCAAUUCUAUUCCAUAUAUUCUAAUCGCAUUUUUAUCUUAUCCACAUAUUUCUCCCAUUAUCUUUCAAAAUAUACCCUUUUAUCUCUUUACACAAUUGCUUUGAUUAUAUUUGGGGCUAUUUGUUUCUAACAUAAAUACUAGUGUCUACUACUCUACUAGUGUAUUGCUAAAAUUGAAAACAAUAGAGGGACAGAUAGACAGGUAAGAGUCAUUAUUAAUUUGAUUGGAUUGGAAUAGUCCCACUUUCUGUUAACACAAGCCAACAAACUUAAAGAUCUCACCCAACACAACCAAGAAAAAUAAAAUAAAAUAAAAUAAAAAGGUACAACCAAAAAAAUAAAGCUAAGGGGCACAAGAAUCUCAAGUCACCAAGUUUAGUUAGCUUCAAAGUGAAAGAAAUAUGAAGAAACUUCAACAUUUAAUAUUAAGAAAAUGCAAGAGUUUGUCAAGGCAACUAAAAAGAUCAUCUUCCUACACAAGUCUAAGGUCUAACUCAACUAAAGAACGUUCUAAGUAUUGCGGCGAUGAUGGUGAGACAAUCUAUGUUGGGAGCUCUAGAAGGCGGUAUAUAGUGAAUUCCAACUAUUUAACUCAUCCUUUGAUCAAUGCACUUAUCGAGAAAUCGAAGCAAAGUCGAGCUGAUGAUGGUAUCUCUAUCGAGUGUGAAGUAGUUCUUUUCGAUCACCUUCUAUGGAUGCUCGAAAAUGGUGAUCCUUGUCUUCGAAAUACCAGCUCCAAUGAGUCUUUGGAUGAACUUGUUGAUCUUUAUGUUCAAUAAUCAAAGGGCUUGUUUGGUAAAUGACGAGUUGGUUGGUCAAACAGCUAAAAAGUAUUAGUAAAUAGCUUUUAAGCCGGCUGAAGAAUUAUAAGAAAGCUUUUCAUUGAAUUUUAGAUUCUUACCUAUUGUCCCUCUUAUAACAUAUUUUCCAAAUAUCUUCACAGAAACUGGCUUAAAAAAAUAGUUCAACAGCCAAUACAUCCAGCUAGUCAAACCAAUCAACAAUCAUUUGCCAAACAAAAUCAUAAACUUAGACUAAUAGUAAUCUACUUGUGCUGAUGAAGAGGAAAUCUGAUGUCCAGGUAUGUAAUAUGGUUACUGUAUGUUCACUAAAAAUACAUAGUUUGAAAUUGUAUAGUGAGCUUUCAGAAAUUAAACUAAUAUAUUAUUUCCAUUGUAAUGUUUGAUCAUAAAAAUUCUACUAUAGUUAUUGAUCAUAAUUAUGUGACUGAUAUUCAUUUAAUUUUCUAUGAUUUAUGGUGACAUUUCUAUAAUGAAGAGAUUUGAGAACAAAUCCUGACAAGCAGAAGAUAUCUAAUCAUAGGAUUUGAAAACAAAUCCUGAUUAGUUUUAGGGUUUUGGGCAAUUAUAUUGAGAAAUGGCAAAUAAUAGUAC